This is a messenger RNA of Salmo salar (Atlantic salmon), 4878 nucleotides long. The record is from RefSeq and is a predicted model, not a curated record. NCBI's taxonomy places the organism in Eukaryota, Metazoa, Chordata, Actinopteri, Salmoniformes, Salmonidae.
AGCAGGGGCAAGUGUUCAGUAGGCAGGACCCGUUUGCAGCUGCACUGUCUGUAAUUGGCGAUCCUCCCCGAGUGGAACCACAGUCACGAAAUUCGACCAAAACCACCCCAAAACAAAUCAAACCCCUCAGAGCUCAAAUCAAACCCCAUCAUGUUAUAUGGGGCAGGAGACGCGAACUUGGAGUUGAACUGAUGUCCGACAGAGAGAGAGGCAGGAGCUACAUGAGCCUUUCUUUGACAACCUGUUCAGUGAGACGAGCGCAUCUAAGCCGUGCGUUUUUUGGCCACGGUGUCCGUCACAUCGUUCUCAGUCUGUGCACAUAUUUCUACUGGCAAACAGUAGGAUACUUAGAGACGCGAAAGGAGGAGCGGUGUAGUGUAUGGAGAGCGGGGCCUUAUUUAGAUACCUUAUACAUUUUCACGUGUUCUAAGACUCCAACAACCUACGUGGGACUGAGAUCUUUCGCCACUGGAACUGUGUAAAGCAAUAAGAGGCGUAACAGAAAAGACACAGAUUCAACGCCGAAGGUUGAGAAGCCGAAAGGCUGAGAAGCGGAGUGAUUUUGGACUGCAUGAGGACCCUGCUUUCUGCCCUGAAGAAUCCCCAACAAAUGUUCCAAUGCGUUAAAAGUUACCCGGUGGAUUUUGAUCACAGUUCUACUUUCUUUUGAGAACGGGUAAAUUCAAUAUUUGAACUAAGAAGUCUACGAAACUGGAAUACCUAAGUUAUGAGGGAUCGGAGCUGAAGAUGGAGCUUUUCUGGAUUUUGGUAUUUUCUAUCAUCUACCCGUAUGCGCGAGGGCAAGGAGUGUACGCCCCUGCCAAUGCCAAGAUCGUGCAUGAGGGCCAGGCGUGUGUGGUGAAGGACGACAACAUCAGUGAGAGGAUCUACACCAUCAGAGAGGGAGACCACCUGGUACUCAAAUGUCUGGUCAAAGGACACCCACUACCACAGGUGCGUUGGACAAAGACAGCAGGCAGCGCCUCUGACAAAUUCCAGGAGACGUCCAUCUACAACGAGACACUGAUCAUCGAGGGCAUCCAGCGGGUGCAGGGCGGCCGCUACUACUGCAAGGCCGACAACGGGGUGGGGGUGGCUGCCAUCAAGUCCAUCCGGGUAGACGUGCAGUACCUCGACAAACCAGUUCUGACGGUGCACCAGACCAUCAGCGAUGUGCGCGGAAGCUACUACCAGGAGAAGACGGUGUUCCUCCGCUGUACCGUCAACUCCAACCCCCCGGCCCGCUUCAUCUGGAAACGAGGCACCAUUCCCAUAGAGCAGAGCAAGGAUCAAGGAGUGGACAUCUACGAACCGCUAUACACACAGGGGGAGACCAAGGUGCUGAAGCUGAAGAACCUGAGGCUGAAGGACUUUGCCAACUACACGUGCCAGGUGUCCGUUCGCAACGUGUGUGAAAUCCCUGAUAGCUCUGUCACCUUUCUCCUCACCAACGGCACCACUCCCCCUGCUCUACGGCUUUCUGUCAACGAAUCCUUGGUGGUAGACCCCGGGAAGGACGUGACCCUGUCAUGCGAGGUGACCGCCGGAUUGCCUAAACCCACCGUCACCUGGUCGCGCUACCUCAACCCGUUGCCGAGAAACUCGUUGGUAAGAAACGGGACACUGGAGUUGCGCUCGGUGACGCCCGCCGACUCAGGCUUCUACAACUGCACUGCAGCCAACAAUGUGGGGAACCCGGCCAAGAGGAACGUCAACCUCCUCGUCCGAAGUAUGGGUAACCUUACCUUCCAGAUUACACCCGACUCCAACAAGGACAGUGAGAACAUCCAGAUGGGCCGUGACCUCAAGCUUUCAUGCCACGUGGACGCGCAGCCCCAGGACAAGGUGAACUACAUGUGGUACCAGAACGAGGUGCUCAUCUACAACUCGGACAGCCUGAUUGUGCUGCACAGCGACCCAGACAUGGCGCCUGGUACUAGCAGUCUGGAGAUCGUCGACAUGAAGUUCCGCGACCAGGCCACCUACAGCUGCGUGGCCAACUUUCCCGGGAGCACAGUGCCCGAGCUGAGGGUGGAUGUCAACAUCACCCAGAACAGCGUCACUCCCCCGAUUUUAACGGUGCCAGAAGGGGGCCAGGUGGUGAGCGUGAGGGAGGGAGGCACCACCGACCUGGUGUGCCUGGUUGAUGGCAAGCCCCGCCCACCUGUGCUCUGGUCGCGCGCUGACAAGGACCUGGCCAUGCCCACGGGUGAGUGGGCGGUGGAAACACGCGACGGGCGCCUCCACCUGACCAACGUCACCCGCGACCUGAUGGGGGCCUACCGCUGCCAGACGGCACCAUACAAUGGCCUCAACAUUAAGCCACGUCAAGCGCAGGUUCAGCUGAAUGUACAAUAUGCUCCAGUCCUGGACCCGGUUUUCCAGGACGUUCGCUCGCCCAACUACCAGUUUGUGACCUUGCGCUGCAUCAUUCAGAAGUCCAACCCGCCACGCAUUGCCAGCGUCCGCUGGACGCGAAACGGCGAGCCCCUGACCUCCCUGACCCCACACCCACAGGAGAACCCGCAGCUGAAAUUCAAACUGGACCCCAGCAACAACGGCACGUACAAGUGCCAUGUCAGCAACGGCGUGGGCUCUUCUACCUGCACCUUCAACAUCUCAUCCCGUCCAUACAACGCUGAGUUCUACUUUGACACGCCCAACCCCAUCUGCAAUCUGAAGGGCAACAACUUCUCCUACAACCUCCAGUGGACCCAGAGUGAGCCCGCGGCUACAGACCGGAUCAUUGGCUACUGGGUCAAUGUUCGCAAUAAUGAAAAGAUGAAUCAGAUGAACCUGUUCUCCAAGCAGAUCAACACGAAGGAGCCGGUGAAGGGCAGCCUCAUGUCCUACAUCCUGACUGACCUGAAGAUCCCCCUCUCCUAUGAAAUCCGCCUGGCCCCGAUCACCACCUACAGCACAGGAGACUAUGUCAGUCGUACCAUCAAGUACACAGAGUACCAUGUCUGUGGCUUUGAGGACAAGCACAUCUGCGGAUUCUCCCAGGACCGGGGCGACAAUUUUGAUUGGACAAGACAGAACCACCUGACCCAGAACCCCAAGCGUUCAUCCAAUACCGGCCCAGAGAUGGACAGGAGUGGCACCAAAGAAGGUUGCUAUAUGUACAUUGAGGCCUCUCGUCCCCGGGUACUGGGGGACACUGCCCGUCUCUUGUCCCCCCUCUACAACGUGACCGCUGCCAGGGGCCCCAAGGGCUCUGGUCGUCUCCCUUACUGCAUCUCUUUCUUCUACCACAUGAAGGGCAAGCAGAUCGGUACCCUGGACGUGUGGCUGAGGGUGAAGAGCAUCGCCUCUGUGGACACUAAGGUCUGGAGCCUGAUUGGGAACCAGGGUCCUGACUGGAACCAGGCCAACAUCAUUGUCAACCCUAGCGGACCCUUCCAGGUGGUGUUUCAGGCCAUUCGGGGAUCGGGCUAUGAAGGCGACAUUGCCAUCGAUGAUGUAUCAGUCACCAGGGGGAAAUGCAAGCAGGAGAACUCCGUUUCCAACACAGUUCUGAUUGGAGAAGCCCCGGCGCUGUGCUCGCACCCAUUGGCCGCCUCCCUGACCUUCGCCCUCUGCUCCUUUCUACUGCUGCUCUACAGAUGAUGAGCGCAACUCACAGCGUCCACCUUUCUGUUUUCAUCUCCACCCCUGUUUUCAUUACCAAUCCAUCCUUCAUAUCUCCCAUUCCACCCUGGCUAAGCUUGUACCUCUUCUUGUACCACUUCUUCUCUCUCAUUCUUCUUUUCCACACUCACACUUUUACUGUCUUAUGCUGCUGUUUUCUCCAGUCAUACUUGUGACCUUUGACACCCAAUAUCCAACCCCUCACAGCAGACACUCACCCGGCUUCAUACUUCUCUUCACUUUCUCACUCUUCAUCUACUCUUUCCCAACCCCGUAUUCCUGGGACACAAGUGUCGGACACUCUACCAAAGAUGACGAAGGACAAAAUAAGAAAUAUGGGUGGGGGGAGGGGUGGUCUCCCCCCUGUUUUUGAACCCUCCCCCUCGCCUCCUUGGGCUAGGUGCAAGGUAGCUGCCGCAUCACGAAGGCAGACUGAGUGACUGACAGAGAAAGAAAGAUAGAAAGAAAGAAGCUCCCACUUGCCUCUCCUCUACCAGUCACUGCAGUAGGACCUGCGUUAGAUUGUACGUAUACAUUUCUCUAUAUAAUAUAUAUUACAAAAGUUUAAAUAACAUUUAAGUGAAGAAAAACACUCAUGGACAUGGAUGACUUUACAGGCUACGACAAAGCGAAACUAAAGAAGCACAAAUUUAUACAAUCUAUUCUUUCUUUCUUUUCCAAAGAAGUGUUGUAUUUUUACUGCAUGAGGCUUGAUUCAUAUCGUUCAGCGAUAAAAGGGAACCUCCCACUGGGCAAAAACUGGUUCAAUUAAUGUUAUUUCCACGUCAUUUCAACUCCCAAAAUCAAUGUGAUGACAUUUAAUCAACGUGGAAAACGAAUUGGAUUAGCAAAAAGUCAUCAAUGUAAGGGCAUUUAAAAAAAAAAAAACUUUUAACCUAAACCCAAAAAGUGGAAUUAUUUUGUUGAUUUCCUGUUUAAUUCACGUUAGUUGACAACUCAAGCAAAUGUAAAUCAAAACUAUAAGUUGAACUGACAUCUAUACCCAGUGGGCUUGUUCAUACAAAACAAAAAUAUAAACGCAAAAUCAAAUCCAAUCAAAUUUUAUUUGUCACGUGUUUUGCUAAUGUUAUUGCGGGUGUAGCAAAAUGCUUGUGUUUCUAGCUCCAACAGUUCAGUAAUAUCUAAGAAGUAAUACCAAACAAUUUCACAACAAUACACGCAAUACACACCAAUCUAAGUAAAGGAAUGGAAUUUAGAAUAUAUAAAUAUAUGGACGAGCAAUGUCAG